CUACUCUUUUACUAUAUAGCACACGUGACUAUCACCUUCAAUUUUCGCUAGCAAAUGGCACAGUGACGACACGUGAAAACGACACAUUUUUUUAUGAUAAUAUGUAUUCGGUUUUGGGCCUCAGGUUGAUAGGGCUAUGAGUGGGAACGACGCUGCAAAGGCUGGCGGGGUCGAACCCGCGGGUUCCAAUCCCAUCGAUGACCUCGUCAGAUGGGCCAAAUCCCAUGGCGCCUACCUCAACGACGACGUCGAAGUCUACCACUCCCCCGAAUUCGGCAUAUCCCUCAGAGUCAAACCUCUUCAACAGAGUCGACUUUCAACCCCCGCCGCGGGAAGCGCGGAAGAAACACCCACUGCCCCUCCAAUCACAACCUCAUCCCCCACCACCUCCCUCCCCCCACGCUCCCGCAUCGUCUCUUGCCCCUUUCCCAUCUCCCUCUCCUACCUCAACGCCCUCUCCGCCUUCCCCGAUCUCCCCUCCCACUCCCCCCCCCUCCCCGCCUCCUUCCUCACCACCCAACAGCCAAAAGUGAUCGGCUGCUUCUUCCUCAUACAGCAAUACCUCCGUGGCAGCUCUUCACACUGGGCUCCGUAUAUCCGCUCGCUCCCGCAGCCCGAUGAACCUCAUAAACUCGCUACGCCGCUUUAUUACCCCGAGGAGGCGAGGAGAUGGUUGGGGGGGACGAAUUUACCGGCGGCGAUUGCGCAGAGGGAGGGGAUGUGGAGGGGGGAGUUUGAAGGGGGAGUGGGGGUUUUGGAGGGGAGUAAGGGGAUGGAGGGGUUGGGGGGGGAGUGGACGUGGGAGUUGUAUAAGUGGGCGUCGACUAUAUUUAGUAGUCGCAGCUUUGUCUCGAAGUUGAUCCCGGAUGAGGUGUACGGCGAUGUGUUGGACCAGCCGGUGGAUGGGUAUCCGAGCUGGCGCGAGAAGAUCGCAGAGGAGGGCCCGUACCCGGUUCUCUUUCCGCUGCUGGAUAUUGCGAAUCAUGACGCCAAAGCGUGGGUGGAGUGGUUCGUGAAUGCGCAGGGACCGGUCAAGGAUUUCAGCAUUAUCACGGAUGCGGCGAUAGGGGAGGGGGAGCAGGUGUUUAAUAAUUAUGCGCCGAAGGGGAAUACGGAGUUGUUGCUGGGAUAUGGGUUUUGUAUACCGGGGAAUGAUGAUGUGGCUAUUGAGCUCAAGUGUCCUAGUGAGGAGAAGAGGCGGAUUUGGGGGGCUCAGAAGCAUGGGUAUAAGGUGCCAGGAGGCGCAAGUGAGAAAUGGAUAUUCCAUGUCAGAAGUCGACCAUAUCCCGCCAGGGAAGGCGAUAACAGGGUGGAGGAGUUCCGGGUUUUUGAAGAGGGACUGAUCGAUACACUCGCCAUCCUGGUGGCGAACGAGCGGGAGGAGAAGUUCCUACAAGAGAACCCUGAAUACAGCGUUGAGUCGAAUCUAGAGACAUCUCUGUAUAACUUUAUGGGGAGGAACGCGCUCUGUGCGCUCUCUGUCCUUCUGGCGCAGCUGAGGAGUGCUAAGAGAAGAAUUCUUGAGGCGGGGAACGAUUUAGGGGAUCCAGCUGCUCAGUUUGAAGUCGUUGCGCAACAGUACCGGUCAGGGCAGUUGGCGACCUUGGGCGGUGCUAUCGAGGCGCUACAUGCAUACCUAGAGACUCUCAAGGUCAAGGAUGACACCGAGGACUAUACCAUCGCAGAAUGGCCCCAAUCGCCCAUCAUCGACGUCCGCUCGGCAUUCCCCUACCUAAAAGCCAACCACCCCACGGUCUGGAACACGGUAGCGCAGUCAAUGGCGCCGGAGGACACUCUUAAACCCUAUCUAGGCUUCUCUGCGAGUCCCGAAGCCGGUACCGGCGAGGAUGUCAGCGUGAAGGACUUGUCGGCGAGAAAUUGCAGUUUUGCCGAGAUGCUGGAUAACGGCCGAGGGGUGGCGAUGCUAUGUGUUUGGACGUGGUGCGUGUUGAUGGUCCACCACUCCGAGAACAACGAUCUGAGUGAUGGGCUGGAUGUAUGGCUGGAGGAUUUACUCCAAUUCCACAGCACAACCCCUACUUUCGACUCAGACCCCGAAACUACUGCCGCAAUGUCACUCAUGACAACUCGCACGCUCGCUGUCUGGCCGACGGACUACCCCUUACGGUCUGCUGCAAGGCGCCGCGUGAACCGUAUGCACCCCGCCCUCAUCCCUGGAGACGACAAGGACGCCGACUUUGCGAGGAAGAUGGUGAGUCUCGCGAUGCGUAUUGUGAGAAGCAGCGUGUUUGAGACUGGUAUUUCGACGAAGGGGCUAGGUCCGCAGGUUUUGCAGGAGGUUAUUUUUGUGCCAAGAAUGAAGGAUGAGGAGGGUGCUUGA
Pseudogymnoascus destructans is the source of this 2341-nucleotide messenger RNA. RefSeq lists its product as uncharacterized. Gene Ontology annotation, biological process: peptidyl-lysine monomethylation. Gene Ontology annotation, molecular function: protein-lysine N-methyltransferase activity. The transcript is spliced from 3 exons. Gene Ontology annotation, cellular component: nucleus. The record is from RefSeq and is a predicted model, not a curated record. NCBI's taxonomy places the organism in Eukaryota, Fungi, Ascomycota, Leotiomycetes, Thelebolales, Thelebolaceae. Bases 137 to 2341 code for a protein of 734 amino acids.